GGUAGUUUUGGCGCCGCUUUGAGUGUAAGGCAUGUAUUACAGCAACUGUUGUGACAAACAGUGAAACAUUGGAUUUGAUUGAGUCUUACAUACAAUCAGUAAUAAACAAAUACUUUGAGCACUUCAUUGUCCACUCUGUUGUCAUAUCCAUCAGCGUAUCACUUGUUUGUAACCAAUUGGCUGACCAUUUAAGUGAUUGGCUCAUGUCGUCCAAGAAGAGAGUUCGCUCUCAUGACAACAACACAAGCGAUUGGAGUAAUAGAUCUUCAGUGGACAAGGAGUGCAAAAGUGGCGAUAAAUACAAUGAGACCAACAAUUUGGUCGAAAACGAGCUUUUCUUACAGGCCUUUGAAAAACCGACACAAAUAUACCGAUACUUAAGGACUCGUCAUUUGGUUUCACCAAUAUUUCUUAAUCGAAACUUAACUUAUUUAAGACAUAGACUCAAACGUUUCAAAAGCAAACGUCGACGAGAUUUCAGUGUCGACAACAUUAUGGAGUAUGUCUUAGAAAAGAAACAAAGAGAGGCCAUCGCUGAAGAAUCGUCUGGCAAUUUAACACUCAAAUUGUUGUGUAUUAAAGAUCAGAGUAUUAAUAAUGAGUAUUCUUCUGUAACAUUGGAGACAUCGUUGUUAAAGAUGGGACACCAGAAGCGUAAGGAUGUGUUAGCGCCUAUAUAUCAGUAUUCAGUUGGCGCUUCAGACACGACUCUAAAUGGAGAAAACUUUGACAACAAUUGUCUUACAGUUUAUAAAAAUGAUUUUAAUGAAUCCAACGGUCAAAUUGUGAAACAAUGGUCGUACUCUUUGUUAUUUAUUGCAUGUCUUCAUAAAGACAAUCACUCGAAAUUGGAUAAUCUUGAAAAAGAUAAACCGGAGAACAUAAUGAAUGAAAAUAAUAGAAGUGAACCGUCGAUGAAGAAGCGAAGACUCGAUACAAAGGACUACUAUAAGGCAGAACUUAUUGUAUUUGACAAACAUAAGACUUGUUUGCUGACUGAUGGCGAGUACACAGUUGUUUUGCAGCAAUGUUUGCCACCAAAAGCCAACAAAUUAGCAAAGUAUGGAAAAUAUUCAAAAUGGCAAGAAAUUAGUGUCGAAGACAUUAAAAGUUUGACUAUUGAAGACAACAAACCUUAUGGGUCUAUGGAUGUGUUCAGAAAAGGUCCGGUUCUUAAGUUUCAGCUCUCGUGGAGCUCUAAUCAACAAAAUAUAAAUACAAAUACAAAUAAUAAUAAUAGUAAUAGUAAUCAUUUGGUUUCCAAUAAUGAAAAUGAUUCAGGAAUUGGAAACAAUAUGAGUGAUAACUCAAGUAAUCAGUCAUAUAAUAGCAAUCAUUCGCCAAAUUUGGAUAAAACUCAUAUUAAUGAUCACUUAAAUUGUAAUAUCAAUGGACUGUCGAAUCGCAAGAAUAGUAAUGUCGUUCAAAUAAAAUAUCAAUUUAUAUUUAACAAUAAUAUCCGACAAAUAACUCGACCGCGAAUCGACAUGUGCUGCCCGUGGUGUUCACUUAACUGCCAACAACUCUAUUCACUUAUUAAGCAUUUAAAACUAUGUCACUGCCGUUUCUUAUUUAAUUAUAUACCGGACGUAAAGUGUUCCCGAAUUGAUGUUUUCAUCAAUGAGGGCUAUGACGGAUCGUAUGCGGGAAACCCUCUCGAUCUGUCCUUUCCAAACACUGGCUUUGCAUUUAGUCGUAAUGGACCCGUUCGCCGAAGUCCAGUCACUCAAAUGAUAGUUUGUCGACCCAAACGCCAUCCCCAUUGUAUGAAUGAGUUUGACGAACCCGAUGACGAAGACGCCAUCAAUUGUCGGACUUAUAUUACAGGACACAACAGAUUAUAUUAUCACACGAACUCAUGUUUACCUAUUAGACCACAAGGAAUGGAUUACGACAGUGAAGGUGAAAAUGAUCCGCAAUGGAUGAAACAAAAGACUCAAAUGAUGAUCGAUGAGUUCACUGAUGUAAAUGAAGGCGAAAAAGAGGUGAUGAAGAUGUGGAACUUACAUAUCAUGAAAUAUGGAUUUGUUGGCGAUUGUCAAAUACCAUUAGCCUGUAAUAUGUUUGUCGAUGAAAAGGCAACUGAAUUAGUAGAAAGAAAUUUAUAUAUGAAUUUUAUAUUACAUUUAAAUAAUUUAUAUGAUUUUGGACUUUUAAGUCAAACGAAUUUAUGGGAUAGUGUGAGAAAAUUGCAUCAAUUAAUUAAAAAUAGUGAAUCUAUUGAAUGGUAUGAAAGCGACACCAAUACUGUGGACAGACAACUGUUAUAUGGAUUGAUAGAUAAUCUGUUGCCACGAGAGGGCAAACGUUUGGGAACUGAAGAAGUGGUGACCAAAUAG
Molecule: messenger RNA, 2339 nt
Organism: Oppia nitens
Lineage: Eukaryota; Metazoa; Arthropoda; Arachnida; Sarcoptiformes; Oppiidae
Gene: Su(z)12
Product: polycomb protein suz12-A-like
Exons: 9
Coding region: 204-2339 (711 amino acids)
Cellular component (GO): nucleus; ESC/E(Z) complex
Molecular function (GO): chromatin DNA binding
Source: RefSeq, a predicted model, not a curated record